This is a messenger RNA of Ricinus communis (castor bean), 2111 nucleotides long. RefSeq lists its product as uncharacterized. Gene Ontology annotation, molecular function: metal ion binding; phosphatidylinositol binding. Lineage: Eukaryota; Viridiplantae; Streptophyta; Magnoliopsida; Malpighiales; Euphorbiaceae. The record is from RefSeq and is a predicted model, not a curated record. The coding region runs from base 210 to 1784 and encodes 524 amino acids. The transcript is spliced from 5 exons.
UUAGGCAAAACGUAAACAACAUAAAGACCAAAGAAACAGCCAUUAAACUUCUAAACUUCCUUUCAUUACUCUUUCAAUCAUUAUCUCUCUCUUUCUGUCUCUUAUGUCGUUGUUUUGAAUUUUGUUUUCUUUCCUAUCACUAUUUCUUUUUUCAAAUUUGCUUUCUUUUUUGGGUUAUAUGUGAAUUUUGGUUAUUUUCUUGAACAAUUAUGGAGGGCAACUCUGUAAAUUUCAAGUCUCGUGUUGAAGAUGAAGUUGAUGGAAUUGGGAAAUCAGAGAAACCUAGGGUUUCUGAUUCUCUGCCGGAUAAUGGGGGACUUGAAUGUUCUAUGGAGUACUUUAGUUCUGCAGCCACAGUUGGACUGGGGUCGCCAAGAAUGACUAUAUCUGGAGAAAAUUAUCCUAGGAGUGAUGCGGAAAAGAAAGGAACUAAAACGAGCCAGAGAAAUGUGGGGAAAUACUUCUUUUAUGACCCACCACUUUCUGAAGAAACUGGGGUUUGGAUACCUGUUUCUGUUCCGCCCAUGUCGGAUAGUGAUCAUGAAGAGUGGAAUCGAGGUUUUCACUCAAAUGGUGGUUAUUUUCCCGAGGGUGAUAUGGGUUGGAACCACUACUUUGAAAAAGAAAAGGAAUUAACCAUGUGGGAUGUUAUAGCAGAAAUGUUACUUGCAGCUCGUGGAAAAGUGGGUGCUAUUGCUUCAGGUGAUAUAUACAAGGGUAGUUUUUCAUGGGUAUCAAGUAAUUUACUUGAGCAAGCUUGGGAGGAGAUGGCUCAAACUCUCACGGAAGCAACUUUUGGUAAAGUGACGGAGAUUCUUGAAGCAGACCCACCAAAAUGGUUGGCUGACAGCGCAGCCUCUGCUUGCAUGCUGUGUGGUGUCCGAUUUCAUCCGAUCAUGUGCUCUAGGCAUCACUGCAGGUUUUGUGGAGGAAUAUUUUGUGGUGAGUGCUCUAAAGGAAGGAGCUUAUUGCCAGUAAAAUUUCGUACUGCAGAUCCUCAACGAGUAUGUGAUGUAUGCUGCGUUAGGCUUGAGUCUGUACAGCCAUACCUGAUGGACCAAGUAAGCAAUGCUGCCCAGCUACCAACCCAUGACUUGACGGACCUUAGUACUUUGAGAUCCUGGGUUAAUUUUCCAUGGGGACAAUCCAUGGAGUACGAGAUUUACAAAGCAGCAAACACGAUUCAGGGUUAUAACAAGGCAGUUUGUCUAAAACCUGAAAAAUCAAUUCCAGAUGCCAUACUACGAAAAGCGAAAGGCCUUGCAAUUAUCACAGUUGCAAAAAUUGGGAUGAUGGUUACAUAUAAUGUUGGAACAGGGCUUGUAAUUUCUCGGAGGGAAGAUGGCUUGUGGUCGCCGCCCUCUGCCAUAUCUUCAUUUGGAAUGGGAUGGGGAGCUCAGGCUGGAGGUGAAUUGACUGAUUUCAUUAUUGUGUUGAGAACAAGUGAUGCUGUCAAGACAUUUUGUGGCAAUGCACAUCUUUCCAUCGGUGCUGGUUUGAGUGCUGCAGUUGGUGUUGUUGGACGGGCUGUCGAGGCUGAUCUGAGAGCUGGUGAUGGUGGUUAUGCUGCUUGUUAUACGUACAGCUGCAGUAAAGGAGCUUUUGUCGGAUGUUCGCUUGAAGGGAGUAUUGUGACAACGCGCUCGAAAGAGAACUCCAGAUUUUAUGGUAGCCAGUCAAUAACUGCAUCAGACAUACUUCUUGGCUCUUUACCGAGACCACCUGCUGCAGCCAUUCUUUAUCGUGCACUUUCAGACCUAUCUCAAAAAGUUCGAGGUGAUUGAUUUGGGGUUGGGUAUUAAUGAUCUUUUCGCUCGAUAUCUUCCAGAGGAAUCUCCCAUCCAUUAAUUAAGAUUUUAUCAUCCCUAUGCUUUGGCAAUAUGAAAAAUAGCUGGCAAUGUGUACAGGAUGUUCGCACGCAGGGCCCCUACUGCUGCCUCUAGCUCUUUUCUGGAUUGUAGAAAAGAAGGGGUCUGUACAUGAAGCAAAUGUAAUACUAGUGUAUAUAAUGACAGAUACAAUGCGUGAACAACCUUGAAAGUAUCCCGAUGUAAAUACAACAUUAUAAUUCUUUUCUAAUAAAGGAAAGAGGAGAAGCUGUUCUUUUCAAA